AUGUCACGUAAAAUGUCAAUUGUUAAACGAUUAUUUUGUUAUUCGGUUAUUUUGUCGUCGGUUAUUUUGUCUACUCAAUCAAAUUUAAAUUGUCUCUAUGAAUCAUCUCAAUGGAUUGCUGAUGGUACAUUUUCAUCUGUACCAGUAAUAUUUAAGCAGCUAUAUACACUUCAUGGAUGGAAAAAUAUGAAAAUGUUACCGUUAGUAUAUAUAUUAUUGCCUAACAAGAAAAAGCAUCUUUAUACUGAAGCGCUGACAGUCUUGAAAAAUCAUAUGCCUACUUUGGAGCCUACGAGAGUGAUGCUUGACUUUCAAAAUGGUUCUUUGAAUGCUUUCAAGAUAGUAUUUCCAAAUGCCAAAAUUAUUGGAUUCUUAUUUCAUUAUUCUCAAUGCCUCUGGAGAAAUGUACAGUUAACUGGAUUACAGCGCAAAUAUAACACUGAUACUCGUUUUGCGUUGAAUAUACGCAUGUUACUCGCUUUAUCAUUUGUUCCUAUUGAUGAUGUUCGUAGUGCAUUUGAUCAACUUGUUGAAACGAAGUAUUACAAAGAUCAUGGAGACGAGUUACAUGGAAUUCUUGAUUAUUUUGAGCGCACUUGGAUAGGUGUAUUAUCUAGGAGUGGCAAGUCACGAUUAAAGCCAUACUUUGCAUUAAGUCUAUGGAAUUAUUAUGAAGCUGUUAUUAAUGAUUUGAUUCGGAGUAACAAUGCUGUUGAGGGAUGGUACAGGUCCUUUAAUAAAAAGGUUCGUGUUACUCAUGCUAGUUUUAAUAAAUUUAUUGAUGAAAUCAGAGCCAAUUAA
Megachile rotundata (alfalfa leafcutting bee) is the source of this 801-nucleotide messenger RNA. RefSeq lists its product as uncharacterized. The record is from RefSeq and is a predicted model, not a curated record. Lineage: Eukaryota; Metazoa; Arthropoda; Insecta; Hymenoptera; Megachilidae.